GUUGGGAGUUCUUAAAGUUUAGCAAGUCUGCAAAUAACUACAGAACACAAUAGAGUCCCCCUCCCUUCCUCUCUCUCUUGCUCUCUCGCGCUCUCUCUCUUUUUUUUCUUUUCCUGCUUCCAAACGCCUUCUUCGAGGCUGAAGCUGGGCAGGUCUCCAAAGGUGCAGCAGCCACAACAAUCCCGCAGUUCAAAGUGAGGCAGCAGUUGCACAACUUCUAGCAACUCUCUUAGCCGGCUGCUAAUGAGCUGAAAGCCAGGAACCUUUGGAGGAGGUGAAGAGGAAACGUUCAAUCCUCCCUUUCACCGAGAAAUCCGGACACCCACCCCCCACCCGCAUCUCCAGAUAACUUUGCCAUAAGACCCUUUCUCUUCGCUGGCCUGGUGGACCAUGGCUCCCUUUGGAAGAAACUUGCUAAAGACUCGGCAUAAAAACAAAUCUCCCACUAAAGACAUGGAUUCAGAAGAGAAGGAAAUUGUGGUUUGGGUUUGCCAAGAAGAGAAGAUUGUCUGUGGGUUAACUAAACGCACCACCGCUGCUGAUGUCAUCCAGGCUUUGCUUGAGGAACACGAGGCUACAUUUGGAGAGAAACGAUUUCUGCUGGGGAAGCCCAGUGAUUACUGCAUCAUAGAAAAGUGGAGGGGUUCAGAGCGGGCUCUUCCUCCACUAACUAGAAUCCUGAAGCUUUGGAAAGCCUGGGGAGAUGAGCAACCCAAUAUGCAAUUUGUCUUGGUUAAAGCAGAUGCUUUUCUGCCAGCUCCACUAUGGAGGACAGCUGAAGCCAAAUUAGUGCAAAACACGGAAAAAGUAUGGGAACUCAGUCCAGCAAAUUACAUGAAGACAUUACCACCAGAUAAGCAAAAAAGAAUAGUCAGAAAAACUUUCCGGAAACUGGCUAAAAUUAAGCAGGACACAGUUUCCCAUGACCGAGAUAGCAUGGAGACCUUAGUUCAUCUGAUUAUUUCCCAGGACCACACCAUUCAUCAGCAGGUCAAGAGAAUGAAAGAGCUGGAUCUGGAAAUUGAGAAGUGUGAAGCUAAGUUCCACCUGGAUAGGAUAGAAAAUGAUGGAGAAAAUUAUGUCCAAGAUGCAUAUUUAAUGCCUAGUUUCGGUGAAAUUGAGCAGAAGCUGGACUUGCCUUCCGAUGAAAACCAGAGUCUGGACGACCUGACUGAAAGUGAUGGAAUUGGACACCUGGAAGAGAGAUUAGCAUAUUACAGAAUGCUCAUUGAUAAGCUCUCUGCUGAAAUAGAAAAAGAGGUAAAAAGUGUUUGCACAGAGAUAAAUGAAGAUGCGGAAGCGGCCGCUGCAAGUGAGCUUGAAAGCUCUAAUUUAGAAAAUGUUAAGUGUGAUUUGGAGAAAAGCAUGAAAGCUGGUUUGAAAAUUCACUCUCACUUGAGUGGCGUCCAAAAAGAGAUUAAAUACACUGACUCACUGCUUCAGAUGAAAGCAAAAGAGUAUGAAUUCCUGGCCAAGGAGCUCAAUUCGCUGCAUAUUAGCAACAAAGAUGGAUGCCAACUAAAGGAAAACAGAGGGAAGGAAUCUGAGGGCCCCAGCAGCAGUGGGGAGGUUCCUUCCUUGACUCAAAGAGUAUUUAACUUGUAUACAAAUGACACUGACUCGGACACUGGUAUCAGCUCUAACCAUAGUCAGGACUCGGAAAUAACUGGAGGAGACGUGGUGCUAUUGUCAACAUAAUUUGAAUGGCUUGUUUCUGACCUACUUUAACGUUCAUGUUUGUUUAACAGGAAAGUUUGUUUUAAAUAUCACAUUCUGAAAAAUGAUGUAAAUCAUGUUGAGUAUCCAGUAGUUAGUAAAAACAAGAGAAAGUUUAUUUUUGAUUUAAAAGUUCCAAAGUCACCUAAUUAUUACAAGUUCAGAUGAGAUGUUUAUUAGGAAUGCAACGCAAAUAGCUUGCAGGUGUCUAACAGAAAUGAUUUGAUGGGAAUUAUCAUCUCUUAGAGUUUCUGUGAGAAAUGAUUUACACAAACAAAACUAAUUCUUAAUAUUGCAGUCAAUGUAUUGAAACUAGACACAUGAACAAGUAAAAUUAAAAAUGUGCUGUGAUAUAUUUUUUUCAAAGCUAUAUCAUUGGAAUUUUUAAGUCUGUAAUGUACAUGACAAUUAUGCUGUUAUAACUGUAUUAAUUCAGGUCUUGAUUCUUCUCAUUGAUACUUAGAAUAUACAUCAUCUCUGAGACUUUCUGAACCCCUCUGCUUGUUUAGACCCAGACAACAGAAAGCGGGAAGGGCUCCCAGUGGGACAUGUGCAAAUACCAGCAGUGGAUUGGGUGGGGGUAUAGAUAAGAAAGGGCCAAGGGCUACAUACAACAGCAAUUUUUUCUAAAAAUAGCUAAAGUUAUUAAGACUUAUGCCUGGGCUUUCUCUGACAAAGCAAAUCUUCUGAUCAAACAAAUGGUCUCUGCAGGUUUGUUUUUUGAGUGAGGUAUGAUGUGGGCUACAGAAAAAAUCACAGGGUCACAGUCCUGUUUAUUUACACCCUGUUCACAAAACAGCCUCCUAUAAAGGCAACUUGGUGUCCUUUGUUUGGGUAAAAUAGAGUUCUGCAUACGCUAAGUAUUAGCAUUUUGCCUUUUAACCUACAGAGAGGAACUCACAUGGACAAAAAUCUUUUGUUCUUUUACACUGGAAUUCAGAUGGUCUCUGUAGAACUUCAUCUAAGGUACAAACUAAAAAAAAAAUAAAAUAAAAGUACUAAGUGUACUAACUCUAACUCCUACUCUUUCCCCAAGGUUGCUAGUAACUAAUCAACAAAUUGAGAGACUAUUUAGAUCCUACCUUGACUGACACUUAUUACAGUGCUGGACAAGGCUUGGUUUUGCCUGGUGCUUAGUUAGGACAUAUUCCAACCUCUCUCCUUUCUUUGUUUCUUGCCAGAGAACAUGUGAUGUAAUCAUAUUGUAAACAAUUCGUUUUAUUGUUUUAUUGUACUGUUAAAUAAAUACCACUGUGGUUUAUUUUUUUCUUUAGCUGAACACUUUUCCUGUAUGUCAGCACACAUGUAAGAAUAUUAUUUUACUUAGUUUUAAUAUGUGGAUAUUGGUGAAGAUUUCAGUAUUUAUAAUUCCCUUUUAUUCCCAUGCUUACCAUAGUGCAUGUUUUAACUGAGUUUCUUAAGCUAGUUUUUCAUUUCUCUAAUCCCCAGGCUUUUCACCAAUAUUUGGGAAGAUAUUUAGGACGAUUUAGUAUUUCACUUUGGAGAGCCUCUGUGUUAUCACUUCUAGCACCAAGAUAAUGCUCAAGGCUUUAGUUGAAAUUGGCUGGUAAAGAAAGUAGAAAUUUCCAUUUCAGGGAAAAUAAAGUGAAAAAGAGUAAAUAAUAAUGGUAACAUGGAUUGAAUUUAAAAAAAAAAAAAGGAAAGGAAUUGAAUGGUCAUCUGAGAAAGGAAAGUUUAUUUGCCAAAUAUUCCAUUAAAUCAUUCAGCAGUAAGGAAAGUGUUUGAUAUAUUCAUUGUUCAGUACUGGGGAUUAAAUUCAGAAGAUUGUCAUCAGUGAUAAACCAAUUGCAAUUUUGUUUUCCAAAAGUGAAAGCUCUCUCUUUGUAUUACUCCUUAGUGAGAAAAUAAUGAAAAGAACAUUACCUAUCUGUUAUAUAAUUUGAUUAAUUAUCUGAAUUCGAAAGAGGUUCUGUUAAGAAAUAGGACUGGAAAGAUAAUUUCAUUUUAGAAUCUUUGAAUUAACUUCUGCUUUUAUAUAGUGCAGUACAUACAUUCUAAGGACCACUCCUUUAUUUUUAUAAUAAAUUAUGUUGAAGACUCUUCUCAAAAAGUAGAACUGUUGAUUUUUCAAAUACACUUUAGAACUUCUAGUUGUUUUUUAGUUAUACAAAUGUAUUUGUGCUUUUGACUCAUUACAAUAUUAAAUCAUCAGUGACCAUGCUGAAUCUCUAAUUUAGAGUAAUAUAAUAAUACAGAUAAACAACUACAAUUGCCUUCAUCCUUAGAUACUAAGCUAUUCUUUAUUAAAAUGAGAAUUUGAAUUAUAAAUAUAGAACUUGAUAGAGUCUUUAAUGUUUUAAUUCUGUAUAGAAUCUUUAAAGUGUUUAUUAAUUUUUGAGUAACCUAACAGGUUAACCCUGAAAUUGCUAUAUGCAGCUAGAAGUAGCAAACCAAAGUGGACUCUUCUUCCUUCUUGUAAAAAUGUAGAUUUUACCUUGUUCAUCCUCCCCCUUGGAAUGCCUUUUUUCCCUCUAUCUGCCAUACACAGAAACCUACCCACUUUGUCUUUUUAACAUGUUGUGUUUUCUCUGAAACAUUUAUUCCAUUCAAUCAGUUGUAAUAUUUUAUCUCAGAUCCCACAACUACUUUAGGUGUAUUUUUCAUACAGGAGCACUUACGUUACGGCUUAGCUCAUAUUUAUUACGUACUUACCUACCUUCCUUUUCCCAAUGUAUUUUUUUUAUUGUUUUAUUACUUUGUCUUCUAUCUUGUUAACUAUAAUCGCUCCAAUCGACCCCCUUACCUCUUUGCCCCACCCAGUUUUUGAAUUGAAAUGCUAAAUUUUAGAAGACCGCAACCAUUUUUUUUACUUUAUUUUUUUCAUUUUUGAUUUUUUUUACUUCAAUCAUUUUAAAAAUUAUUUCUGGGAUGCUCAUGCAUUUUAUAUAUAAAUAUGCAUUUUAGCAGACUUCAAACAGUAAUUCUACUUACAAAUUCUUUAGGGAAGGCACGAAAUCAUUGUGCUUUGAAAAAUUUUUGAAUUUUAUUUUUAAAUCACAGUUACUGAUUUAAGGCAAUACAAAUAGUCUUUUUAAAAGCCUCACAAUGGUUAAAUUAUGGUAUUUUCCUAUGCAUUGUAUGCAUGUAGAAAAAAAUGUGCAUUCUGUAGAACUGAAAUUUAAGUAGUAGACACAAAAUAACUUUAGAAUAUUAUCCUAAAUGAAAUAUCUGUUUUAUUUUCUUUCUAACUCAAAAAAAUAAAUGGCCUCAGUGUAUAGAAGCUAUUCUAAUACAUUAAAAUUUUAUUUUUAUAUUAUUUAAACAUCUGUACAUGACAAAACAUAUUUCUGUGGCUGAAUUUUAUAGUUUUUCGAAGUAGGAUUAUUGUUUUAUUUAGAAUGUAUUUUUCUAGUUGACAAAUGAAUACCUUUUAAUCCAGAAACAUAUUUUUUUUUUUUUAAAUAUUAGGCUAUUUCUUUUCAUACUACCUGACUGGUUUAAUAAACCUGAUGUAACAAAUAUAAAGUAUCUGUAAUUUCUUCAAGUGUAACUAAUCCAGAAUAAUAAAAGAAAUAGUUAUACCCUUUUGUGUGA
Messenger RNA from Mustela lutreola (European mink), 5271 nucleotides. RefSeq names its product Ras association domain family member 9 (gene RASSF9). Lineage: Eukaryota; Metazoa; Chordata; Mammalia; Carnivora; Mustelidae. The transcript is spliced from 2 exons. Gene Ontology annotation, biological process: signal transduction. The coding region runs from base 391 to 1698 and encodes 435 amino acids. The record is from RefSeq and is a predicted model, not a curated record.